GUUAUAGAAAAGGAUUUCUGUUUUGGACUGAUGUAGAACAGUGAAACAAGACUCACCUCUGAAGCUUCUAAGCAGCUAUGCCUUCUCUACCUGACCAAAAGGUACAUUAACCCCUCUGCAUUCAAGCACCCUCCAGUUACAAGAAACUUCUUCAUUUUAUCAAAGAUCAUUUACAAAAGAGGAAACUGAAAACAUGAAACCAACAUGUAUAUAUAGAAUAUUAACGAUGAGUCUGCUGCCAUACUUGUUUCCUGGACAAGAACUUUUAAAUGAUGAUACACAAGUUGGAUGCCGAACUGCAGUAAAUGACUUAGUUUUCAUUGUGGAUGGAUCAUGGAGUGUUGGAUACAGAGACUUUGAUACUGCCAAGAACUGGCUACUGAAUAUAACAAGUAGUUUUGAUAUUGGUCCCUCAUAUACUCAGGUGGCAGUGGUACAGUACAGUGACUUCCCCCAACUGGAGAUCCCUCUUGGGCACAAUACAUCAUAUCAGCAACUUUUAAGUGACCUGAAAAAUAUUAAAUAUUUGGGAGGAAAUACUCAUACAGGACGUGCAAUCAAAUUUGCCACCGAAGAAGUUUUUCCCUCUUCUAAAAGGGCGGAUGACUCUAAAAACAAAAUUGUGAUUGUUGUCACUGAUGGCAAGUCUCAAGACGAUGUAGAUACUAUUUCCUCAAGCGCCAGAGCUCAGGGUAUAAUCAUGUUUGCUGUGGGAGUUGGAUCUGAAAUCAUGAAAUCGGAACUGGUUGCAAUUGCUAACAUGCCCUCUACUCAAUAUGUGCUCUAUGCUGAGGACUAUACAACCAUCAACAGAAUUAAGGAGACAAUGAGACAGAAGAUUUGUGAAGAGUCGGUGUGUCCUACGCGAAUUCCAGUGGCUUCACGUGACGAGAAAGGGUUUGAACUGCUUGUUGGAAUGAGAAUUAAUACAAAAGGUCAACUAGUAAUGGGUUCUUUGGCUUCAGAAGUAGCCUACCUUCUUACACCCAACGUGGACAUCACUGAAAACACAAGGGACAUAUUUCCUGAAGGACUUCCGCCAACCUAUGUUUUUGUGGCAACCAUACGUGUUAAGUCUCCUGGGAACAACCAGAUUAUUGACCUUUGGAGAAUAUUUUCCAAGGCUGGGGAAGUGCAGGCAGCUGUUACUCUGAAUGGGACAAAUAAAUCAGUGCUUUUUACGGCAGUGAAGAUAAAUGCAGAUGCCCAAACUGUUGUUUUUGAUGAUCCAAGGCUGAAGGCUGUUUUCAACGAAGACUGGCACCAGCUGAGAAUCGUAGUAAGGGAUAAAUACACAGUGUUGUACCUGGAUGAUGAUCUGAUUCAGAGACACCCCCUUGAAGAAACCGGACAAAUUUUCAUCAAUGGCAAGACGCAAGUGGUGAAAGAGUGGAAGACAGAUAUAACAGUAACUAUGGAAAUACAAAAACUAAGACUGUACUGUGAUCCAGAACAGAGUGAGCGCGAGACAGCCUGUGAAAUCUACUCCGUGGAUGAUCCAAGGUGCCCCCUGGAAAGGAAACAACCUAUAUCAACUUGCCAGUGUCCUGAAGGCCCUCCUGGGGCUCCAGGACAAGAGGGCAUUAAAGGGAAAGCAGGAGUAAGAGGAAGCCCAGGUGCUGAUGGGAAACCUGGAUUACCUGGUCCCCAGGGACCUCCUGGACGAGAUGGGACAUCGGGAGUAAAGGGUAAUGAGGGUCUUCCUGGACCUAAAGGUGAUCGUGGCCUCCCUGGAUUACAAGGCUUAUCUGGAGAAAAGGGUUUUCAAGGACAACAAGGCACCAAGGGUUCAAUUGGCCCAACAGGACCAUCAGGAGGAGCUGGAAUUCCAGGAAACAAGGGAAUUAAGGGUGAUCGAGGAUUAUCUGGGUCACCAGGAGUUCAAGGGCCAAUGGGGGAGCUAGGAUUACCUGGAAGAACUGGAAACCCAGGGCCGAAAGGAUUAAAGGGAGAACAAGGUCAGCCAGGCCAGCCUGGAACUGAUGGGUCUCAGGGGAUGCUGGGUUUCACUGGUCCUACUGGUCUUCCUGGUCCUGCAGGUUUAAAAGGAGAAAGGGGUGUCCCUGGUGUGAAAGGUAAUACUGGAUCCACAGGCCCAAAGGGAGAAAAUGGGUCACCUGGACUCACAGGAGCCGAAGGACAACAAGGGCUAAAGGGUAUUCCAGGUGAGCCUGGACCACAAGGAUCCCAAGGACAUCAAGGACUAAAAGGGGGUAAAGGAGAGCAAGGACUCCCUGGUUUGGAUGGAUCCAUGGGACUUCCAGGACCCAAAGGGCAUAAGGGAGACAGUGGUGAUGAUGGAUUAAAAGGUGAACUGGGAGAAAGGGGAGAAAUGGGCCAACCAGGAACUCCUGGGUUAAAGGGUGAAGGAGGCAGUAAAGGAACAAAAGGGGAGAGAGGUGAUAUUGGUGACAUUGGUCCUAGAGGGAUAGAUGGCAAGAAAGGAGAAGCUGGUUCUCUAGGACCUCCAGGGUCUCGUGGCUUUCCAGGUGAAGGAGGACUACAAGGAAGAUCUGGACUGCCAGGCAUUCCUGGAAAACCUGGGAAAUUUAUAUCAGAUGACUACAUUAUGAAGCUGUGCAGUAAUGUACUGCAAGAACAGUUACCUUUCUUUCUCCAGUCCAUGAGACCUAGCUGUUCACCGUGUGAAGGAAAACCAGGUCCACCAGGGAUACCAGGCAUUCAAGGCAGAACUGGUGACCAUGGCCCACCUGGAUUCCCAGGUAGAACUGGCAGAACUGGCUACCCGGGUCUUCAGGGUUUACCAGGUUCACAUGGAAGAAAAGGGGACACUGGAGAAAGAGGGGAUAAAGGUUCCAAAGGGGAAGCUGGCAGAGGACAGCCAGGCCAAACAGGACCAAUAGGACCACCAGGAUUAAAUGGAAGUAAUGGAGAAAGCCUACCUGGUCCUCCAGGUAACCCAGGAAAAAAUGGUGUCCCUGGCACACAUGGGAAACGCGGGCUACCUGGGCCUCCUGGUGUUUGUGACAUCUCAUCUUGUUUCUCUGCAUAUGGCAUGAGGAAUAAUCCAUUCAUUAAAGGACCAAACUUCUAAAGCAGCAAGCUUGCCCACUGAUGAUUUUUUAGAACUUAAGGGAAGUGACUGGAUUUCCUGAUUUACAGCAGUGUUUUUACAGUCUGUACUUUUGCACUGGAACUUUAUUUCCUUUGAAUAUUACAUUGUUAUGUUUAUUACAUUCCAUAAACUGUAAAUAAAAACUGAAGUGAUGUUA
Molecule: messenger RNA, 3233 nt
Organism: Xenopus laevis (African clawed frog)
Lineage: Eukaryota; Metazoa; Chordata; Amphibia; Anura; Pipidae
Product: collagen alpha-1(XXI) chain
Exons: 30
Coding region: 194-3055 (953 amino acids)
Source: RefSeq, a predicted model, not a curated record